Molecule: messenger RNA, 3687 nt
Organism: Dermacentor albipictus
Lineage: Eukaryota; Metazoa; Arthropoda; Arachnida; Ixodida; Ixodidae
Product: protein argonaute-2-like
Biological process (GO): regulatory ncRNA-mediated post-transcriptional gene silencing
Molecular function (GO): RNA endonuclease activity; miRNA binding; single-stranded RNA binding
Source: RefSeq, a predicted model, not a curated record
UGCUGUAAAAAAACUUUUGCCAUCAGUAAUGAAACUGGUGUGUGAAAAUAAAAAGCCACCUUCGUUACCUCGUCGGCUUUUCUCUCUCUCUCUCUCUCUGGUGCACUUCAACCCAACCACCCCGUUUCAAGCAAUACACUUACAUAUCCAUCCAGUCAGCUGGCCAUGUAGCAGAGGUGGUCAGCUGCCUACUUCAUUAUAUGAGCUGCCUGUCAGCCUGUCAGUUCACCGAGGGUGAGCAAUGCAAGCAGAAGGAUUUCGAGGCCGAGGAAGAGGCCGCGGAAGAAGCAGAGGUGAUGGGAACCGGGGCAGAGGCCAUUUGCAAAGCAACAGGCCGCAGCCACAAGAGACAGAUCUGUCACGCACACCACCCCGUGCAAAGUAUCCAACUCCUGAAACACCUCCGCCUACUCCACCUGACAUGCCGAGAUCCACUGGAAACCGACCACCAGAUGGAAGCACUGCUACAUCUGCUCUGGAACUAGCUGGCUUGCGUGUAGUGCUGCCUGGUGUCAACUCGAAAUUCCCCCGUCGUCCUGAUUAUGGGACGGUUGGACGUCGCAUUGAUGUAGUUGCAAAUCAUUUUGAAGUAGUGCUGCCUACAGGCAACAUGUACCACUAUGAUGUAGACAUAGGCAUUCGCAAACAAGGGGGGAGUGUGCAGUCUGUGAUAUCAAAGGAUUGCAAGCGUCGUGUUUUUGGGCUUCUGGUGAAGCAACAUGCCAAGCAUUUAAAAGGCAACUUGCCUGCAUUUGAUGGCCAGAAGAACAUGUAUACCAGAAGUGCCCUGGGCUUUGAAAGGCAAUCAUUCACUGUCAUUAUGCAGGAAGAAGGUAGCUUAAAACCAGAUGAGUUUGUGGUUAAGAUACAGUUUGCAGCACAGCUAGAUAUGAGUCUUAUGCAACAGCUUUACAAUGGUCGGUCAAAGACACCUGAAGUUCCAAAAUCUGUAGUGCAGGCUUUGGAAAUUAUCCUCCGGUAUGGUCCAUCUACACAUCUUGCAGUUGUGGGGAGGUCUCUCUUCAGGCAACCUCGAAGCGAUGCUUCUCUUGGUGGUGGCCUUGAGCUCUGGCAUGGCUUUCAGACUAGCGUGCGACCUGGACAAUGGAAACCCUUUGUGAAUGUCAACACAAUGGUUACUGCUUUUUUUGAGUCCGGGCCCCUAGUGGAUCUUAUGGGCAAGAUAUUAGGUGACUGGAGAGGUAACUUGGACAUGAAUAAAAUUGUCAAACUGCAGGAUGUCCAGAUAGUCAAGCUGAACAAAAAGCUGAAAAAACUGAAAGUGCAUGCAACCCACUUGCCUUAUCGCCGCAAGUAUGUGAUUGAAAAGUUUACUGCCGCUCCAGCAAGUCGGCUCACUUUUGGGGAUCCUCCCAUGACCGUUGCUCAGUACUUUGCUCAGAAGUACCAGUCACUGCGUUAUCCAAACCUUCCAUGUAUUGAAGUUGGUUCCAAGAAAAACUACAUUCCCGUGGAGCUUUGCCAUGUGAUUCCCGGCCAACAUUGCAAACGCAAGCUGGAUGAGAACCAAACCAGCAUGGUUGUUAGAAAGGCAGCUGUGCCUCCAUCUGAGAGGUUUCGAAACAUUGAAGAGGAUGUCAAAGGCUGCAUUGCUGCAAACAAGCCUUACUUGGAGCACUUUGGCAUCCGCAUGAGUGAGAAGCCGGUGGCGCUUUCAGCCAGAGUGCUGCCCGCACCUGAUGUAGUCUACAAAGGUCAACAGCUGGCUCAUCCUACCAAUGGCGCAUGGGAGCUCCAGGACAAGCAGUUCAUCGAAGCUGCCAGUAUGACUGACUGGACUAUAGUGGCCACUUGCAACCCUCGCUUCUGUCCUCAACAUGCAAUUGACGAUUUUGUGUCCAUGAUGAGGCAGUAUGGCAGCCAGCUAGGUAUGACUGUGAAACAACCUGCAAAAAUCACUUACUCCAACCCCAAUGUCGAUCCUAAAUGGGUGCUCUCUGAGCAGAAAAGACAAUUUCCAGACCUUCAGAUAGUUUUUGUUAUCCUUGCUGGCAGUGGCAGAAGUUCACCCUUCUACAGUCCACUGAAAAAUGUUGCUGAAACUGACCUUGGCAUUGUGACACAGUGUGUAACAGACCAAAGUAUCACAAAAAGAUGCAACCGUGCAACAGUUGUCAACAUCCUGCAGAAGGUCAAUGCAAAGUUGGGUGGUAUCAACAACACAAUUCCAAACGAAGUAAAGACCAUUGUUUUCCGCCGCCCGGUCAUUAUAAUGGGCGCUGAUGUUACUCACCCAGCACCAACAGAAAUGAACAAGCCUUCCAUUGCAGCUGUUGUUGCAAGUGUGGACCCUCAUGCAUUCCGCUACAUUGCCACUUUUCGCAUCCAAAAGCAGAACACAGUAGCAAAAGCACGCAUUGAAAUCAUUGAAGACAUGAAAAACAUUGCAAAGGACCUCCUUUUAAGCUUUUACCUAAUCAACGGCAAAGUCAAGCCCGAGAAGAUCAUCUUCUAUCGAGAUGGAGUCAGCGAGGGGCAGUUUAGCCAUGUCCAGCAGUUUGAACUUGCUGCCUUGCGAGCAGCAUGCACAGAGCUGGAGUCCGGCUAUGAGCCCGGUAUCACCUUUCUCACUGUGCAGAAAAGACAUCAGACUCGCUUCAUGCCAAAGAACAGGAGUGAAGGCAGUGGAAAGCAUGGCAAUGUGCCUCCAGGCACUGUCGUUGACACGAUAGUCACGCACCCUGUUGACUUCGACUUUUUUCUUUGCUCACACUUUGGUAUCCAAGGCACCAGCCGCCCUGCUCACUACUAUGUGCUCUGGGAUGACAACGAUUUCAAAGCAGACACGCUUCAGAAGCUCACCUAUGGUCUCUGUCACACGUAUGCCCGCUGCUCUCGCUCGGUGUCCAUUCCCACACCAGUCUACUAUGCCCACCAUGCUACAAAGCGGGCCAAGUGCUAUGUAGACGCUCGCACUGACUCCUCCGAUUCUGGGAGCAGCUCCAGUGGUUCCAUGCUGCCAACUUACGUUCUCGAUGAUGCUGUUAAGAUAGCAAAGCUUAUGGAGAAGAAAAUGUUUUUUAUCUGAGGCUAGGCAUUUCAUACUGUGGCCCAGUUCUCUCAUAAGGGAAUGCUGUGGAUUAGCUGCUGCCAUUGAGAUCUAUAAGCGAGUAUUUAUUGCAAUAUUCCUGUGCAUUUAUUUGUAUUGACAUCUAAGGUUUGAAGAUGCCAAGGCAGUUCUGUACUAGCUGGUUACUUUUGCUGGGGAGCUCUUCUCGUGUUCAAUGCUCCAUAAGUACGAAAAUGUAAAGUUUCCACACUUCAAAAAUUCUGCAAUGUUUUCAUUGUGCUACUGCUGCUUCACACAGUCCAUCAUCGCGAUUCUGUUUAUCUGAACACCUGUUUUUCCAGGUGGCGAUGUUGCUAUUUGCGUUCAUCAUGCACAAUUUAACUAUUUUUAACCACAGAUAAAAUGUUUAAUUGCACCGGAAACUAUAGCAUAGGCUGCUUUGAUUUAGUUUGAAUUUGUUUUGACAGCAUAGAUUUGCUUAGUGGUAUGGUGAUCAAUAUUUACUGUCAUGUUUUGUUGACUCCACCUCAAUUUAAUUGGAGUUCUAGUUUUCCGUUAUCGUAUUUUUAUUGCUGCAUCCACUAAGCUUCUUCUUGUGUCUGGAUAUGAAUGCAAUGUACCUGCACAGAGUGCAAUAAAAUUUUAUUAUGGGAGCA